AUGUCUGAUCCUGCUCCAAAGAACACACAAGUUUCCGACUUUGUGAAAAAUUGGCGUCAGAAGAACCCCAAUGAUUCCAUGGCACCACUAAUCGAUCUUUGCGACGGUCGACGCUAUGACCAGAUAAACAUCGAAAUUCUAUCAGACACAUCAAUGAUGUUCUCUGCGAUUAGCAGCCGAAUUCCGACCCCGGCGAAACAGGGCAGGUUUCACAUCUUGGGGAUGGCCCGAAAACCUAUCCACUACGCGUAG
This is a messenger RNA of Phytophthora infestans T30-4, 252 nucleotides long. RefSeq lists its product as uncharacterized. The transcript has a single exon. Lineage: Eukaryota; Oomycota; Peronosporomycetes; Peronosporales; Peronosporaceae. Bases 1 to 252 code for a protein of 83 amino acids. The record is from RefSeq and is a predicted model, not a curated record.